Salvia hispanica is the source of this 1145-nucleotide messenger RNA. The record is from RefSeq and is a predicted model, not a curated record. NCBI's taxonomy places the organism in Eukaryota, Viridiplantae, Streptophyta, Magnoliopsida, Lamiales, Lamiaceae.
AUAAGACAUAUGGCUACCACUUCCAAUAUUUUUCAACACACACACACACACACACACACAACUUUUUCAAGAAUCUUCUUUCUCUAUAUAUACAGAAGCAUUAGCUUUAUAUUGAAGAAAAUUCACAAAGGCAAAAACCCACGUUAAUUAAUUUAUUGCUCAAGAAAGAAGCAAUAUUGUACUACUAUCUUUAAAGACCAUGAGAAUCUUGCCUUUUCUUGCCAUUUUUCUCUUGUGUGGAGUGAUUUCUAGCCAUGCCAAAACUCAUCAUCAAACCUAUGUUGUGAGUGAUACUCCAUAUAGCAGGCUAUGUAGCAACAAAAGCAUAUUGACAGUAAAUGGGAAAUUUCCUGGUCCAACUAUUCGUGUGACAGAGGGUGAUACAAUUGCAAUUGUUGUUGUGAAUAGAGCAAAAGAAAAUAUAACUAUUCAUUGGCAUGGGGUUAAGCAGCCAAGGUAUCCGUGGUCGGAUGGGCCGGAAUACAUAACACAAUGCCCAAUCCGGCCCGGGACUAAUUUCAGCCAGAAGAUUGUGCUGUCGGACGAGAUUGGGACUAUGUGGUGGCAUGCACAUAGCGACUGGUCACGGGCUACAGUACAUGGUGCUUUGAUAGUUUAUCCUCGUAUUAAGGAUGACUAUCCUUUCCCCGUGCCCGAUGAAGAAGUUCCAAUCAUUAUAGGAGAGUGGUGGAAAAGUGAUAUAUUUGCUGUUUUGAAUGAAUUUCUUGCGGAUGGAGGAGGCCCUAAUGCAUCUGAUGCAUAUAUGUUAAAUGGACAGCCUGGUGAUUUGUAUCCAUGCUCAAACCAAGGUUUGUGUUUCUUCAUUUUUAGUGGUAUAUAUGUGCUAGUAUCUAAUAUUUUAAAUUUUAUUUUAUGGAAUUAUAGUGAAUCUGCAUAUGGGGGACAAUUUUCAAAAAUAGUUUCUAAAAUGUCGAUUUAGGGAAAAAUGAAUUUAUUAUAAAAGGUACAUGGAAAACGUUGAAAGAGAAAUACUACUGUAUUAGUACAUUUUUCUAUUUGAAAAUAAAUAAUUUUUCAACUAUAUGCCAAUUAGUGGGACACAGGAAGCCUUGAAUAUCUUAGUGAACAAUGAAAGUUUAGAUGCUAAUGAUGUCGUUAUGGCAAAGGACACAUUUUUUCAAUUA